AGCAACUGAAAAACGCCCGAAGACAUUUCAUUUGUGGCCGCUCGACACACAGGGAGCACCUCGAAUUAAACCGCGAGGUUUUUGAUUUGAAAAGCACCAACUCCUGCUUUUAAAAGAAACUGGCAGCAUGGACGAGUCCAAUAAUCCACUGCUGGUCCGGCGGCUCGUGCCCAUGGCCGCCACUCAGCCUGCGCGCGCUCACGCACCCGAUGACCCCAUAUUGCGAGGGUAGCUGGCGUCGUCCUGCUGGAGGAAAACGUGCACAGUCAGCGUGAGGAGACUUUGGCUACUAUCCACAACCCCCCCUCCCUCCCCGUCAUCCUCCUCUCGUCUUCCCUCCGACUGGCACAGAGAAGAGUGUGAGAGCCCGAGCGAGGGAACGUGGGAAAGAAGAAGACAAUGUACCAAACGCUGCUUCUGUCCUCCUCCCUCUUCAUCCUUCAUGUGAUGGGCACUCCUCAGUUCUUUGCUCAGCACGGGAGGAGGGUGUGUGGCCGAGACCUCCGUCACAGUGUUGCCAUGGCAACAGAGUCAUACGUCCAGCCGGUGCACAAGCCCUACAUCACCCUGUGUCAGGGGCAUCGCCUCUGCAGCACAUACAAGACUGUGUACUCAGUGGCGUACCGGCAGGUGAGCAGAGCAGCAACUCCUUCAAAUUUCUACUCAGAGUGCUGCCCGGGCUGGCGGAGAUUUCACUCUCACAACUGCAAUCAAGCUGUGUGUGGACAGCCCUGUGUGAAUGGAGGAACCUGCUUAAGACCCAACCAGUGUGCCUGUCCACUAGGUUGGACAGGGAGCCAAUGCCAAACAGAUGUGGAUGAGUGUGGCGAUCGGCGGCCGUGUGCUCAGGAGUGCGUGAACACAGCUGGCAGCUAUCGAUGUGCGUGCACAGACGGCUUCAGGCUCGCUGGAGAUGGCCGUUCCUGUCAAAGCCUUCCUCCUCCUCCUACACCUCCUCCUCCUCCUUCUCUUUCGCCCACCCAGACCAGCCAGGCAGCAGUGGGUGGCCACACUGAUGCGGGUGGAGGGUUCAGCCAGAUGGAGAAUGUGACAGAGGAGGUGCAGAGCCUGAGGAACAGAGUGGAGCUCCUUGAAAAGAAGCUGCAGUUAGUGUUGGCACCCUUCAGCAGCGUCUUCCCGCUGUCGCUGGACGAGGGUUGGUCGGAGAAAACCACCUUACUAUCCCACUCCUUCCAGCAGCUGGACCGCAUCGACUCCCUCAGCGAACAGAUCGGCUUUCUGGAGGAGCGCAUCGGUACAUGUUCUUGUCAGGAGAAUUAGCCGCCGAACACGAUCCCAACGUUUCCCCCGUGAAGUUAAUAAUAACACAAUCGUGCCAGAGAUUGAACACCAAGAAAACAGCUGCUGUUUGUAAGAGGAUUGAAGGCAGAAAUGUCUUCAGUGACGCCAUCACCGCACAAAUCAUCAUCUGUGAUUUUCACUAUUCCCAACAGCUUCAUUUACUUUUCUUGUUGAAUCACUGUCAAAUAUCUUGAUUUUGUAACAGUACGUGUGGCAGGGUCCAUUUCAGCAUUACGUCAUCCCUGUAACAUCUGAAUCAAACCCGCCUGAGGGUCAAAGGUCAAAUUGGCCACUUUGUCUCUGUGUUUGUUUUGCA
Centropristis striata (black sea bass) is the source of this 1618-nucleotide messenger RNA. It is a transcript of the gene egfl7, whose product is annotated as EGF-like-domain, multiple 7. The coding region runs from base 400 to 1281 and encodes 293 amino acids. Lineage: Eukaryota; Metazoa; Chordata; Actinopteri; Perciformes; Serranidae. The record is from RefSeq and is a predicted model, not a curated record. Gene Ontology annotation, molecular function: signaling receptor binding; calcium ion binding. The transcript has 9 exons. Gene Ontology annotation, biological process: anatomical structure development. Gene Ontology annotation, cellular component: cell surface; extracellular region.